AGCCUCGACUGUCGACAGAAUCAAUUCAACCAUCCACCUGAUUUAAAACGAGCUUCAAACUCCUUCGUGUCAAAGUCACUCCCCAAACUUUGUACGGUCGAAUUUCGUCUUCCUCUCUGUUUCUUGUCCAAGAAUUUGUUCUUGUUAUCGUCCCACUUCGUUCUAUGCACGAUUGUUGCUCUUGCGCUUUCUCUACGUUUUAACUCGUGAGUAGCUGAACGAAUAUGUCGGAUUUGCUGCAUUCUUGUUUUUGUGCCGAAAUUAACUCAAACUGAGCCCAAUUCGGCUAUGUAUGGCUUAGCUGAUUCGAUUCGCGAACUUAUUGUCGGUGGAUCACAAGGUCGAUUGAGAUAUCUGGAUAGAUUUUGGUUGGCAAUUAUCGUUGGGGCAUGAGAUGUGAGUGAUUCCUGGCUUAAUAAUAUGCCAUUGAUUCAACGGAAAGGUGCUUCGGUGACUGACAGUGCGGGGAUUGGGAUUUUAGCUUUUGAAGUUGCAAGCUUGAUGUCUAAGUUGGUCAAUUUAUGGCAUUAUUUGAAUGAUAAGGAGUUUGAUAGGAUGAUGAGGGAAGAGAUUCUGAACUCAAUUGGGAUUCAAAGGCUAGUAGCUAAUGAUAAUGAGUAUCUUAUGGAUCUUGUGUUGGAUGAGAUAAUUGAGAAUUUUGGAAUUGUAGCACAGUCCGUGGCCAGGAUUGCCAGUAAGUGUACUGAUCCUAUAUAUCAUCGUUUUGAACAUUUCAUCUCUGACCCAAUCCGCAAAGGUUCUGAAUGGUUAGGUUGGGAGUAUAGAUUAAAGAAAAUGGAGAAAAAAGUGAAAAAGAUGAAGAGAUUUGUCACGAUGACAUUCCAAUUGUCUCAAGAGCUAGAAGUGCUGGUAGAGCUUGAGCAAACUUUUAGAAGAAUGGAGGCUGAUUCUGCAAUAGAACGGGUAAAGUUACUGGAGUUUCAGAAGAAGGUAAUGUGGCAGCGUCAAGAAGUUAAGUAUCUACAAGAGAUGUCCCUUUGGGGUAGAACACAUGAUUAUAUUGUGCGACUUCUGGCAAGAUCAUUAUUCACGAUACUUGAGAGAAUAAAACAUGUCUUUGAAGCUGACAAGGUGGCAGCUAUAGAGAGAAACAAUGACUCCAAACAUUUAAAUACCAUUCAUUUAUCUCGAAGCUAUUCCUCUUCUGCUCAUACACAAGUGUAUUCUUCAGAAAUUAGUCUAUGUGGGUUGGCACCAGGACACGUGGGGAGGAAAACUUCCAAGCUGGAACAAACUACUGAUGGGAAUACAGUGAACUACAAGCAGAGCCGGGCUCAGCAUGAUCUAAAUGGGAAGUAUCAGCAUUUGAAAACAAAAAAUUUCCCGAAUGCUGGACCAUUCAAGGGUUGCAUGACAGCUGGAAGUGAUUCUCCUAUCUUGCAGAGCUGCAAGCCAACAGGUGGUGGUUCGAUGAGGUUCACUCAUGUUCACCUAAAAAAUGUUAGCAAAUAUGGAAAGCUGAAUGGGGAAGCCCUUUCUUGCAGUGACAAAGUGCAUUUAAAAUUACUGCUUUUCAGUUCCAAGCGUGUGUUGUCAAGUGCACCUCCAUCUACUCUCGGUGAUGCUGCUUUAGCUCUCCACUAUGCAAAUGUGAUUAUAUUGAUUGAGAAGCUAACCUCAUCAUCUCACAUGAUUGGCCUUGACGCUCGGGAUGAUCUGUACAAUAUGUUGCCCACUUCCAUCAGAACUUCCUUGCGUUCUAGGCUAAAGUCAUAUGCCAAAUCAUUAGCUUCUUCUUCUUCAUAUGAUUCAUCCCUUGCAGCAGAAUGGAGUUUGGCACUUGCGCAGAUAUUAGAGUGGCUUGUUCCACUGGCUCACAACACGAUAAAGUGGCAUUCUGAACGAAAUUUUGAGAAGGAGCAUGCAGCUUCUCGGACAAAUGUGCUUUUGGUGCAGACCCUCCACUAUGCAAAUCAAGCAAAAACUGAGGCCACAAUCACAGAACUUUUGUUGGGUUUGAAUUACAUUUACAGGAUCAGAAGAGAGCUUAAUGACAGAGUAGAAACUGCUGUUAGCGAAGCUCCUGAACGUGGUGCAAAGAAAGAACAUUGUUGAGUGUUGACACCUCUCUCAACAGGCUUAUUGGGCUAAAUGUUAUCAAUUUUAUGAAAUGUUGCUCCAAUCAGGAUGGUCGUAUGGUGCUUACAUGAAGCUACAGCUUGAUACUCAAAAACAAAGAGGUUUUUUUUGUUUGUCUGGGGUCGCAUAUUCUUUUAUUGGUUAGAUAGUGAAUCGGGGGGUUCCAUGGCCUUUCAACUUGCAAAGCAUACUUUGUAUGUUAAUGUGAAGCUCACUCUGUGCUAAUGGAAGGCAAAUGAUUGUUAAUAAUUUGCCGAUUAUUGAUGGUGGUGGUUUCUACCUUGUUCUGUCA
Molecule: messenger RNA, 2392 nt
Organism: Tripterygium wilfordii
Lineage: Eukaryota; Viridiplantae; Streptophyta; Magnoliopsida; Celastrales; Celastraceae
Exons: 2
Coding region: 421-2076 (551 amino acids)
Biological process (GO): positive regulation of growth
Source: RefSeq, a predicted model, not a curated record